AUGACUUCUCCUGCUUCCAGUUACAGCAUCCUCCGGUUUCAAUUUGCCUCUAAUACCUACAUAAAUACAUAUCUAUCUAUCUAUCUAUCUAUCUAUCUAUCUAUCUAUCUAUCUAUCUAUCUAAUAUAUAUCUAUCUAUCUAUCUAUCUAUCUAUCUAUCUAUCUAUCUAUCUCCUCGGUAUAUUCAUCUAUCAUACUAUGUUCAUAUCUAUCUUAUUCUGUUUAUAUCUAUCUCAGUAUGAUCAAGUAUCUAUCUAUCUAUCUAUCUCUAACUGUUCAUAUCUAUCUAUCUAUCUAUCUUUAAUUGUUCAUAUCUAUCUAUCUCUGUCUUUUCGAAACUGUUGGUUCAUUGCUGGGGUUAAUGUCUUGAUAAUUCAAAGUCAGCCUCUGUUCAAGAAUGUCGUCCCACCGAAUCAAACCUUUAACAAAGGAACUUAUACAGGCUUAUUCCGAUUCAACUUUUGGCAAUACGGAAAAUGGACAGAGGUUUUAAUCGACGACUUUUUGCCGGUUUCUCGUGUUUCCGGACAGCUGUGUUAUUGCUACAACAGGAAGGAACCGGAUGAAUUUUGGUGUUCCUUGCUUGAAAAAGCCUACGCUAAAUUGCAUGGCAGUUAUGAACAUUUGGACAGCGGAAGCAUACACAAUGCAUUGGUGGACAUGACAGGCGGUUUAUCUGAAAAGAUUGAUUUAAAGAAAGGGAAGAUAACCCCGGAAAAACUUUUUGAAACUCUGUCGAAGAUGUGGACCAUGAGCACAAUGAUUGGUCUUGUUAUUUUUGGUGACGACAACACUCCAGUACCUACUGAAACUCCCCAAGGUCUCAUCAAGGAUCAUGCAUAUGCAGUUACUAAGCUUGCAACGGUAACAUACAAGAAUAAAAAGGAAAAUUUGCUAAGAAUUCGAAAUCCCUGGGGACGGAUAGAAUGGAACGGAAGCUGGAGUGAUAAAUCCCAAGAAUGGUCAGCAUUAUCGGAAAGUGACAAAGAAAAAACUGGUUUGGUAAUAGAUCAUGAAGGCGAAUUUUGGAUCUCUAUUCGAGAUGUGAUGAAAUACUUUGAUCUUGUGGAUUUGUGUCAUCAAGAAAAAGGAGCAAUGAUGGCUGUUUUGGGUGAGGACAAAGAGCAGCGGAAAGGCUGGAGUUGUUACACCUACAACGAUAACUGGGUCCAUGGGGUUUCCGAUGGCGGAUCCGACAGAAGUUCAGAAUCUUACUGGAAUAACCCGCAAUUUAUCAUCGAUCUGGAAAAAGAAACAGGAAAGACCACAACGAUCGUCUCCCUGAUGGAAAUUAUGGACAGGAACAAGUCGAGAAUGGAUAUUUUUACUGGAUUUGAUGUUUUGAAGAUCGAAAGUGGAACGCCGUGUCCGCUGGCCAAUGAGAACUACGAAAAGGCGAAUCUUGUUUUUGAAAAACGCGCCACCGAGACUGAAUGGCGGGAAAAUACCUUAUGUAUGGAUCUAGAUUCUGGUAAAUAUGUCGUCAUCCCUUACACGCAACUGGCCGGGAAAGCAUCACGUUUUCUUUUACGGAUAUUCGCCGAGAAGGAUAUCGACUCUGAACUCGCCGAUCACCUGCCAACUGAAGUUAAUAAACUGGAUUUAACUGAUGACAAGUAUACCUUUCUUGCUGACGAAGAAUGGAUCGAUGCGUUUGGUCUGCAUCAAGCAAUCGAAAUGAUCCGUGCAAAAGAUGAAAAAUAUCCGCCAUUAACGCUGGAAACGUCACGUUGCUUCGUAGGUUUACUUGAUAAUAAGCGUCUUGGAAUGCUGGAGUCUACAGCGGUUGAAAAAGUUCAUGAGUUUUUAAUUCUAUGGCACAAAACCUUCAAGAGUCAUCAAGAUGAAGACACUGGACUAAUGGAUGUAAAGAAACUAAGGAAGCUGUACAAAGAACUUGGUUUCAUUGCCAACCGUAAAGUGAUGGAGGUUAUUUGCAAGAGAUACGCCAAUUCGGAUGGCAAGCUCAGCUUUGACGACUUUGUGCAGAGCACUGCCCGGAUGAUGAGUCUAUUUAUGAAAUAUUACACAAUAGAAAUGGAUAUUAAUCGUUUUUAUUUAUUGAGCAACUAA
Acanthosepion pharaonis is the source of this 2073-nucleotide messenger RNA. The record is from the annotation of a GenBank genome assembly. NCBI's taxonomy places the organism in Eukaryota, Metazoa, Mollusca, Cephalopoda, Sepiida, Sepiidae.